GCCAAUUGAUCAGUUGAUUGUUAGCCAUCGGGGAGACUGCAUCGCCAAGUGAAUCUAGAGAAUCAAUCAGAGCGGAAAACAGAGCUGGAUUGGGAAAAUCUCAGGAAAAUAUAUAAAAAACCAAACACAUCUCUAAAAUGCUUUACAUACUCUUUGUGGCUUUUCUGGGCCUGGCUCAGGCUCAACGUGUGGGCAAGGCCAUGAUGCAUUUUGGCAAUUGCAAUUCGGCGGAAUAUGGUCGUGGCACUUGCAUUGAGAAAACAGACUGAUUUUAUGCCGUGGACAAACUCACAGACUUUGAGAGUAAAAGGCAAUGUUUCUCCCGCCAGCGACCCGAUCUGGUCUGCUGUCCCCGUGAGACCAACUAUAUCCCCUCCUUUGGUGCCAGGAUAAACAAUGGCACAGCUGCCACACCUUUACCUCUAAGGACAUCUCUCAGGCUAGUGCCUGCCCCUGCUGGUAUGGAUUCCCUGCCGCAGCAUCCGCAUUGUGGCACCUCCUUCUCAUCGCGUGUUUAUGGCGGUAAGGAGACAGGACUCUAUGAAUUUCCCUGGACCACACUCCUUGAGUACUCGGUGAGGGGAGGUGGGUUGGAUUUUCCCUGCGGUGCUGCCUUCAUUGCCCAACGUUGGCUUCUCACGGCGGCGCACUGUCUCGAUGCUCAGAUAUUGGGAUCGGGAAGAACCCUUGUGGCAGCUCGUUUGGGUGAAUGGAAUCGUGAUGAGGAUCCCGAUUGUGAAACCAAAUUGGAUGGCACACGAUUUUGUGCCCCAAAGCAUGUCCGUGUGACCAUCGAUCGGAUUCUGCCACAUGCAAAUUACCAAAGAUCAAACCUAACGAAUGAUAUAGCAUUACUCCGGCUAUCCCGUCCCGUGUUGUGGCAUCAACCGGAAAUGCAACAUGUGGAACCGGUGUGCCUGCCCCCAGAGCGUGGAGCACAGGCCAAUCAGCUGGUGGGAUUCGCUGCCGAUGUCUCCGGUUGGGGCAGAACCGAGGUCAGUGAAAGUAGCAAGGUCAAGCGCAAGGCCAUGGUGACCAUUCAAGCGCUGGAACCAUGCCAAGAAGCCUUUCGGGCCAAGAAUGCGGCCGUGGAUGAGAGGCAAGUGUGUGCCGGUGGCACUUUGGGUGUGGAUUCCUGUGGCGGUGAUUCCGGUGGACCACUUACAGUGGAGGCAAGUACACCGAGGGGUGAUCGAUAUGUUUACCUGGCCGGUGUUGUCUCAUUUGGAUUGGAUCAGUGUGGCAAGUCCGAGUAUUCAGGGGUUUACACCCGAGUGAGCAGCUACAUGGAUUGGAUUGAGGAAACUAUCCGAGCGAAUAGCCUGUAAAAUAACAUUAUAUUAUAUGACACUUUUUUUGUGAAAAAU
This is a messenger RNA of Drosophila serrata, 1367 nucleotides long. It is a transcript of the gene Ser7, whose product is annotated as serine protease Ser7. Gene Ontology annotation, molecular function: serine-type endopeptidase activity. Lineage: Eukaryota; Metazoa; Arthropoda; Insecta; Diptera; Drosophilidae. Gene Ontology annotation, biological process: proteolysis. The record is from RefSeq and is a predicted model, not a curated record.